Molecule: messenger RNA, 461 nt
Organism: Phaethon lepturus (White-tailed tropicbird)
Lineage: Eukaryota; Metazoa; Chordata; Aves; Phaethontiformes; Phaethontidae
Product: probable G-protein coupled receptor 142
Biological process (GO): G protein-coupled receptor signaling pathway
Cellular component (GO): membrane
Molecular function (GO): G protein-coupled receptor activity
Source: RefSeq, a predicted model, not a curated record
UCACCGCCGUACAUCGCUCCCCUCCCUCCAGUGAACAUCCUGACUGCCAUGGCCCUGUCCCGCCUGGCCACGAGGACCAAGAAGUCAUCGUACUGGUACCUGCUGAGCGCCUUCAUCCACACCGUCAACGUGCUGGAGUUCACGGCCAACCACGCCUCCAUCUGGGUCACCGUCCUGCUGACCAUGGACCGCUACGUGGCCCUCUGCCACCCACUGCGGUACCGCGCCAUCUCCCACCCACAGCGUACCCGCAAGAUCAUUGCGGCCGGCUUCGCUAUCAUUGCGGCCGUCUUCGCUGUGGCUCUGGCCACGGGCAUCCCCUUCUACUGGUGGCUGGACGUGUGGCGUGACGCUGACCCCCCCACCGCCCUGGACACGGUGCUCAAGUGGGUGCACUGUGUCACCAUCUACUUCUUGCCCUGCAGCAUCUUCCUGGCCACCAACUCCAUCAUCAUCCACAA